Messenger RNA from Oppia nitens, 1812 nucleotides. Its product is annotated as thromboxane-A synthase-like. Gene Ontology annotation, molecular function: oxidoreductase activity, acting on paired donors, with incorporation or reduction of molecular oxygen; iron ion binding; monooxygenase activity. The record is from RefSeq and is a predicted model, not a curated record. Bases 145 to 1776 code for a protein of 543 amino acids. The transcript has a single exon. Lineage: Eukaryota; Metazoa; Arthropoda; Arachnida; Sarcoptiformes; Oppiidae.
CAAUCAGUCUAUUAAUGAAAUAUAAUUUUAUAAAUAAAUAUAUCUAAGUCUACAUAAUUUAUUUGUAUUGACUAAUAAAGUAUACUCUAAUUGUUAGUAUAUUUAAAUUAUUGUUUAAGUUAUUUAGUAAAAAGUUUGUUUAAAAUGUUACUAUUAUUGGUGGCAUUAGUUGCCGUUUUGCUGGUAGUCUACGUGGUUUACCGCAAACGGCACUUCUCAUUAUUAGAGAGGAAUGGUAUCUAUGGCCCUAAACCAAGUAUAAUAUCCGGAAAUAUUGCUGAUGUUGUCAAAAUGCCAUCCAUUGAAAGACACGACAGUUUGGUCAAAAAAUAUGGUAAAAUUGUAGGAUAUUAUAUUGGAUGGCGUCCAACGGUUUUAGUAGCCGAUCCCGAUUUGGCAAAAAGUAUACAAAUUAAAGAUUUCCACUAUUUUGCCGAUAGGCCUCAUAUGACACUGAAACACGGUCUACACCCGAACCCAUCGCUGUCGAAGAUGUUGAUCCGCGAUCAGGGAAAGCGCUGGAAGGAAGUGAGGAGUGCACUGACACCGACAUUCAGUGGGGCUAAGCUCAGGAUUAUGACACCUAUUGUCAAUGACGCCAUCAAUAACCUCCUCGAUAUCAUUGAUCGCCAGUCGAAAUCAGGCGAAGAGUUUGACAUAUAUGAUAUGUUUCAAAACUUGACUACCGAUGUCAUCGGACGGACAGCUUUUGGUAUACAAAGUAAUGUCCAAAACAAAGAAAACGACAAAUUCUUAAAUGCGGCCAAAGAUGUCUUCAAUAUGUCAAUCAAUCAGUGGAUGUUUUUUCUUAUUCAAUGCUUUCCGAGCACCGAUACUGUACUUUACCCGUACAGACGCUUCAAAGAAAUGAUUGACCAUAAACUGGGAAAAUCACCGAACGGUAUAUUAUUAGAUAUGGCCAGAGAUAUCGUUCAAAUCCGAAAACAGAAUCCAAAUAAUCGUCGAAAAGAUUUGUUGCAACUUAUGUUAGACACAAAAAUAUCAACCGAUGACAUCUCAUACGAUAAGAUGGUCGCCGGCAAUGAUGUCGACGUUAAAGAAAGCGAUAACAACAACACAUCCACCAAAAAGAAUGGUUCUGCAAAUGGCGGCGGAAGACGACUAAGUAAAACUGAAAUCACUUUAACUGAAGAGGAGAUCCAAGCAAACUGUGUCCUCUUCUAUGAAGCCGGUUAUGAGACCACAAGUACGGCUCUGGGAUUUAUGGCACAUAUACUCGUUAAUUAUCCAGACGUUCAAGAAAAGGUCAGACGAGAAGUACAACAGUUGUAUGAAAGCGAAGGAAAAUUGGAUUUCAAUACAGUCAACAAACUCGAGUACAUGGAGUGUGUGCUCAAUGAAACUAUGAGAGUAUAUCCGCCGGUCAUCACAUUUGUCUCCAGAGAGUGUCUCCAGGACUACAAAUACAAAGACAUAACUAUACCAAAAGGUGCAGCCGUUCAAGUGGCCACAUAUUAUCUGCAUCACGAUCCAGACUAUUGGUCCGAACCGGAAAAGUUUGAUCCGGACAGAUUCAGUGCCGAACGUAAACAUGAGAUCUACCCGUCCUCGUGGCAACCAUUUGGAAGUGGACCGCGAAACUGUAUUGGUCUCAGGUUUGCUCUAUUCGAGGCUAAACUAGCGUUGGCUAAACUGUUGCUCGCAUACCGAUUGGAAUCGGUACCUAAAACCGAAAUCGGCAAACUGACCACACAAGUCAAGAUACUAACGCUCACACCUAAAAAUGGUGUCUGGGUUAAGGCAGUCAAGCUAUAAACUAAUUAAAGUUUAAUUUUUAUGUGUGAUAAUUAA